Molecule: messenger RNA, 3226 nt
Organism: Mandrillus leucophaeus (drill)
Lineage: Eukaryota; Metazoa; Chordata; Mammalia; Primates; Cercopithecidae
Gene: CRYBG2
Product: absent in melanoma 1-like
Exons: 19
Source: RefSeq, a predicted model, not a curated record
GGUGCUCCUGCUGCCUCAUCCCCCAAGUCAACUGAGGUUGUCCAGGGCCCAGAAGGCAGCCCUAGCAUCCAAAAAGAGGCUGCCCAGGGUACUGCAGGCAGCCUUGCUCCACCCCUCACUAAGGAAGAGACUGUUCAAGACCCAGCUGCUCCUGCCACCUCACUCCCCAAACAGGACAAGGGGGUCCAGGACUCUGAAGGGAGCCGCAUCUCAUCUCUCACCCAGGAAGAGGUUGUGCAGGACCCUGCUGUUCUCCCUGCCCCAUCUUCCUUAGUGGACGGAGUGUCCCCCAGCCCAGGAGGCACCCCUGCCCCAGUGCCAACAGGAGCAGAGGCCAGCACGGAGUCCCAGCUUGUCUCUGACUCCACCGAGGGCAAGACGUGCCCAGAGACAUUGAGGGAGGAGGAUGAGGUGGCCCUGGCCACUGACCUGGAGAUAUUUCUGGAUACCCUGCGGAGCAUGGAGCCCCCAGAGAUCCUCCGCACUCACCGGCUGCCACGAGCCCCUCGCUCCUCCUACUUGUCCAUGUAUGCCACACUGCCUGCCAUUGAGGAGGACCAGCCAGGGCCAUGGGUGCUGGGCCCCGGCCCCCAGGAGGUGCCUUCACUGGAAGAGAAAGAGGAGGAGGAGGAGGAACCAGAGAACCCCUAUCUAAGUGAUGACGAGAAGCUUCAGCGCAGGCAGGAGAAAGCUGGGCCCAACCCCUCCUGGGACCUCCACCCUGCCAGGCCCCCCCAGGUCUCCUGCUCUCCUCUAGAGAUGAUGAAGAAGCAUGUAGCAGGAACCAAGGGCCCCCACUUAGAGCUGGGGUUGGAAUUGCAGGGAGGCACCAGACCCACUUCCCGUCUCGGAGGCAGCCUUCUUUUCGGCAGUCUGGUGCCUGCCACCAAGGAGGCCUCCACCCCGGAACCGCUGGGCACAAAACUAUCUGCCCUGCUGCCCCAUGGGGCACCGGGGCUCAGGAAGGUGCCAGGACAGUUGCCCCUGCUUUGCAGUGAAAGACCAUCCGUGACGGAGAAGCUUGCCUGUGCCCUGCCCCUAGAGGAGUGGAGCCCAGCCUUAAAGACCCAGGGCAAGCCGAACACCAGGCCUGGAAAGGUGAUCUUCUUCUCGGAGUCUGGCUGCCAAGGCAGUGGCAGGGAGGUCUGGGGAGACAUUGUUGAUGCCUCAGGCUGGGCCCCCGUAGCCUCCAUAAGGGUAGUUCGAGGCUGCUGGGUGCUGUACGAAGAGCCAGAGUUCCGGGGUCAGAAGCUGGUCCUGCCUGAAGGAGACAUGGAACUCAGAACCCCAGAGACAAAGUGGAGUCCCCAAGGCAUCGGCUCCCUAAGGAGGGUUGUCUGGGACUACAGGACCCCGGAAAUCAGCCUCUUCUCUGAGGAGGGCCUCAAGGGGGCGCAAGUGAAGCUAAGAGAGGCCUUGAAGAAUUCCCAGGGUCUGGAGAAGCCCCUGCGGGUGGCAUCUGCCACUGUCUCUGCAGGACUGUGGCUACUGUACCCCAAACCAUUAUUUGAAGACACUCCCUACAUCCUGGAACCUGGAGAGUACCCCACCUCAGAGGCCUGGGGCACAUCGGACCCCAGCGUGGGCUCCCUGAAGCCCAUGAGAUUGGGCUGCCCAAGUGUGGAGAAGCCCGGGGAGCCGAGGGCUGUGGUGUAUGAGGCCCCCGGCUUUCAGGGCCGCAGCUGGGAAGUGAGCCAAGACAUCUACAACCUUCAGCAGCCAGAGGACAGCCAGAGCCCCCACCUGGCCUCUGUGGGGUCCCUGAGAGUUCUCGGGGGCUGCUGGGUGGGCUACGAGAAGGAGGGCUUUCGGGGCCACCAGUAUCUGCUGGAGGAGGGGGAAUACCCAGACUGGUCACACUGGGGAGGCUAUGACGAGUUGCUGACCUCCCUCCGGGUCAUCCGGACGGACUUUGGGGACCCGGCCAUCGUGCUAUUUGAGGCCAUGGACUUCGAGGGGCAUGGCGUGGAGGUGAGCAAGGCAUUGCCGGAUGUGGAGCUGGUGCAACACGGCCCCAGCACACAGGCCAUCCACGUGCUCAGCGGCGUGUGGGUGGCCUACCAGGAGGUGGGCUUCUCCGGAGAACAGUACGUGCUGGAGAAGGGCGUGUACCGUAACUGCGAGGACUGGGGCGCGGGCAACAGCGCCCUCGCUUCGCUACAGCCGGUCCUACAGGUCGGGGAGCACGAUCUGCACUUCGUCUCAAAGAUUCAGCUUUUCUCCCGCCCCGACUUUCUGGGCGACCACUUCUCCUUCGAAGAUGACCAGGCCGCUCUGCCCGCCUCCUUCCGACCUCAGUCCUGCAGAGUCCACGGCGGCAGCUGGAUCCUGUUUGAUGAGAAGAAUUUCGAGGGUGACCAGCACAUUCUUUCUGAGGGCGAGUUCCCCACUCUCACGGCUAUGGGCUGCCUAGCCUCUACGGUCCUGGGCUCUCUCCAGAAGGUAUCCCUGCACUUUUCAGAGCCUUCGAUUUUCCUGUAUGGACUCCAGUGCUUCGAGGGGAAGGAGAUCGAGCUCAGCAGGGAGGUGCGGAGCCUGCAAGCCGAGGGCUUCAACAACCACGUGCUGUCCGUGCGGAUCAAGGGGGGCGUUUGGGUGCUAUGUGAACACAGUGACUUCCGGGGCCGCCAGUGGCUGGUAGGAAGCUGCGAGAUCACCAACUGGCUGACCUACAGCGGCACCCAGAGGGUGGGCUCCCUCUACCCCAUCAAGCAGCGCCGGGUUUAUUUCCGCCUCUGGAAUGCAGCACUGGGCGGAUUCCUGGCAGUGCCGGACCAUGUGGAGGACAUGAAGGCAGGCCGUGUGGUGGUCUCCGACCCCCGAGCGGGAGGUAGCUGCAUCUGGUACUACGAGGAUGGGCUGCUGAAGAACCAGAUGGCCCCCACCAUGAGCCUGCAGGUAAUUGGACCCCCUAGCCCAGGCUCCAAGGUGGUGCUGUGGGCCGAGAGCCGCCUGCCGCGCCAGACGUGGAGCAUCAGUGAAUCUGGCCACAUCUGCAGCCAGAUGUUCGAAGGCCAGAUCCUGGAUGUGAAGGGAGGCCGGGGCUACGACCGGGACCACGUGGUACUAUGGGAGCCGGAUGAGGACAGGGCAUCCCAGAUCUGGACCAUCCAUGUGCUUUGAACCUUUUCACCUCACCCUCCAGCCCUGGAGGCUUUUGCUGGGAUGAAUGUCUUUAUAGGGUUUUUGUUGUAACAUAAGCUGUUUUCUAAUAUGCUGCCAGGUA